This is a messenger RNA of Aedes albopictus (Asian tiger mosquito), 2991 nucleotides long. Its product is annotated as myosin heavy chain, non-muscle-like. Bases 1 to 2580 code for a protein of 859 amino acids. Gene Ontology annotation, cellular component: myosin II complex; myosin filament; cytoplasm. NCBI's taxonomy places the organism in Eukaryota, Metazoa, Arthropoda, Insecta, Diptera, Culicidae. Gene Ontology annotation, molecular function: microfilament motor activity; actin filament binding. The transcript is spliced from 4 exons. The record is from RefSeq and is a predicted model, not a curated record.
AUGUCAGUGAAGCAUACGCCGAUGAAGGCAGAUAAUUCGAAGAUGGACGUGAAGGACGUCAAGACGUUGGUGUUUCGGCGUGGACAGGCGAAAGCUCAGAUCACCAAGAUCCGGAAGGCGCUGGAUGAGGCAGCUGGAGCUGGAGCCGUCGCACAGAGCAUGGCUAUGCUGUCGGUGUACUCCAGAAAGCUAGACCACUUCUACUACGAGUACCGGCAGUACCACGACGAAAUCAUCGCAGUAACUCCUGAAGAGUACUGGGAGGAGCAAAUGGUGGCUUACGAGGCGUUCGAGACGCAGCACACGGAAGCUUGCAUGCUGCUGGAAACAAUGAUGGAAGUGUUCUCCGACCCAAGCGCAAACCAACGCCGAGCAAAUACCCAGCACAACCCAGAUGUUCCACACAUCGUAGUGCAGCAGCAGCCGUUGAAGGCGCCAAUCCCAACCUUCGACGGCAAACCGGAGAACUGGCCACGCUUCAAGGUCAUGUUCUUGGACGUUAUGGCAAGGUCAGCCGACUCGGAUGCCAUAAAGCUUUAUCAUCUGGAUAGAGCCCUGGUCGGCGCUGCUGCUGGCAUAAUUGAUACCAGAACCCUAAGCCAGAACAACUACACGCACGCUUGGGCGAUCCUCGAGGAGCGCUUCGAGGACAAGAGAGUGAUAGUGGACAUCCAUGUGAACGGCCUGCUGGGAUUGAAGCGGAUGCAGCGGGAGAGCUCGAAGGAGUUGAGGGAACUUUUGGACGAGUAUCAUUUCCUACAAGAGGAACUAAGUAUCUUCAUCGGACCCAGCAAUAUGAUGCAGAAUAAUGGAUUCUUCCGAGAAUCGCGAGACAGGCUCGAGAGAGAGUCUGAGGAAGAGAGAGAGUAUGAGGAAGAGGAAUCAGGAGGCAUUCAUAGGCGACUACAACCGGGUCGGGUUGAUAAGCCACGAGGCAAUAAUAACAAGAACAAUUACAACCAUAACAACAACAAUUACAACCCCAACAACAACAAUUACAACCACAACAACAGCAAUUACAACCAGAACAACAACAAUUACAACCAAAACAACAACAAUUACAACCACAACAACUACAACAACAAUGGUUAUAAUCAACAUAACAACAAUAGGGCUUUGAAAGCUUUGGAAGCUAAGCUGAGCAAUGAGAAAAUAUUGAAUGAAGCAUUAAGCCAGGAAGUCACUUUGCUGAAGAUGCGAGAGGAAGAGCUUGCUUUAUCGGUUGCUGAGAACGAAACGGCAAUUAAUUCCGAAUUGGAAAGUAAAGAAAGUGAAGUACGCAAGUUGAAGGUGCAACUCGAAAGCAAUAAGAAGAACUACGUGAAGAAGUUGGCCGAACUGAACUUCACCAUCCAGGAAAUGAAGAAGCGUUCCGUGGAAGAUUCUGAUAUUGCGAAGGAACUGGAGGAAGCGAAGAAGAAGAUGAACAAGGACAUCAAAGUACUGCAGCGGCAAAUCUUCGAACUGCAAGCCACCAACGAUCGGCUGGACAAGAGCAAAAAGAAUAUCCAAUCGGAGCUGGAGGAUGCCACCAUCGAGCUGGAGACGAAGCGUACUAAGGUGCUAGACUUGGAAAAGAAGCAGAAGAACUUCGACAAAGUUCUCGCCGAGGAGAAGGCCGUCAGCGAGCAGCAUGCCCAGGAACGGGAUGCCGCCGAGCGGGAAGCUCGCGAAAAGGAAACCAAGGUGUUGUCGUUGACGCGGGAGCUGGACGAAGCGUACGAGAAGAUCGAGGACCUGGAAACGAAACGGAAAGCACUGCAGAACGAGUUGGAGUUCGAGCAAAAGACUUUGGAAUUGGAAAAGGAGAACCAUAAUAUGAAAACAGUUAUUAUUAGUUUAGAGCAAGAAAAAAGUGACAUUUCUUCAAAGUUUGUGGGAUUCGAACGAAAGAUUUUGGAUCUGGAAAUGGAGAACCUUCGUAUGAAGACGGUUAUUAUCAAUUUAAAGCAAAAGAAGAAUGAGCAAUCUUCAAAGUUUAUGGAUUUCGAGCGAAAUAUUGUGGAUCUGGAAAAAGAAAACCAUCGAAUGAAAACGGUUAUCAUCAAGCUGGAGCAACAGAAGAGCGAUCUUACUAAAAAAUUGGCAGAAUCAACUGAUAAAUAUGAAAAGCUACUCAAUGAAAAGGAUACGUUGUCAACUAAAGUUCAAGAACUAGAAGAAAAUUCAAAAUGUUUCAGUAGCUAUGAAAAAGUUACAAGUUUCAAAAGCCCAACUGAUAAUUUUUGCGUAAUUAAAGAGGAAACGCACAACAAAUUGACUUCACCACUGAAACAGUUAAAGAAAGCCCAUGCAGAGAAAGCAGUGAGCGAAUACCGCAAUACUAAAACUCGGUUGAAAUUGCAACAGCUACAAGAAACUACCUAUGAUAACGAGAACUUUUUUCAAGAACCCCAAAGCCAAAUCAAACAACAAGAAAGUGCUCAUGCCAAAGAGGAAGCAACUAUUGCGAGUCUCGCAAAAAGGAAAGACUUCGAACCACUCGACAAUCUUUUAAACGAGAUAGAUUCACUACUCGAUUCUGUCUUUUCGGAAAACUAUGAGUGCCUAACGGAACUCUUGUGGGAUGACCACGGUUGAUUUGAACCAAAAACAACAUUUAUCAACAAUAAAUAUUGUUUCUUCUCGUUUACAACAAUUGUAAAUACCCAUACUGGCAAAGGAGAGCUAAUUAUUCCUCAUGUUAAAAUAUUGUCGAUGAUAUUGACUAAUUUACACUCAUAAUCAAAUCAUUAAGGAUUAUGAAAAAUAUAUAGGAAUAGAUUAUACCUACAACUUAGUUGAUCAAAUUUAAAUAAAAAUAAAGAGUGACUACAUGAUACCAAACACAUUACCUUUUACAGAAAGAGCGAUUGAUAUGAAUCAUAUCAAUGCAAAUAUAAACGAAAAUCAUAUUUCAUCUGUCACCGCUCAGGAUAAAGUGGUAAAUUGAAUUAAUGAAAAAUGAGAGGAAUUUCAUACCCUCAAUAAAUACAAAAUGAAAAUUAAAAG